GACACAGAUAUGAGAGAGGGUGAGAGUGUGUGAACACCGACAGCCAUGAUAUUCCAAAGUCACAUAUCCGGCUGAAUUUUCCUGGUAUUACAAAAAAAAAAAUCCACCUCGAUGGUCAAUACAUGCAUGAUUUUAAUACAUCUCAGAUGUGAUACGUGUCACUGGAGUUAUUAGUGUUGAGUGGGAUUAAUCGAGAGUCAGUCGACGCCUUUCGGGGUCUUGGAAGUAUUUUGAUUGUUGAAGGGAUCAUGGAGUGGCAGUAUGUGCCAGCAGUUUAGCAGUUUUCGAGGGCAUUCUGGGGAUCUGGUCGUUGGGCAUUCGGGAAGUGGUGGGUUUUGGUGGUGAGGUAACGGAGAGGAGUUUAUGAUGCCGUUGGCUAAUCAAACACUUCCUUGGAACCAGCAGAAUGUGAUUGAAAAGGUAUCCCCUGAAAUACUGCCUGCUGAGCAUCAAGAAACAAUGACGGCCCCAGGUCCUGGCUUUCCAGAUGCCAAUUCAAAUGGCCACGUUGAGUCACACGAGAUCGAAGUCCGUGAAGUGGUACGCGAUGGUCAUGAAAAAGCUGAUCCCAGUCAUUUUGAGUUGCUGAAAGUCCUGGGUCAGGGCUCAUUUGGGAAAGUAUUUCUCGUUCGCAAAGUUGUCGGUAGGGACAAGGGUACAUUGUACGCAAUGAAGGUACUCAGAAAAGCGACGUUAAAAGUCAGGGACCGAGUUAGAACAAAAAUGGAGAGAAAUAUUCUCGUAGACGUUGAGCAUCCAUUCAUCGUUCGUCUGCACUACGCUUUCCAGACUGAAGGCAAACUCUACCUUAUUCUCGACUUUCUGAGGGGUGGGGAUUUAUUUUCACGUUUAUCCAAAGAGGUGAUGUUCACCGAAGAAGAUGUUAAAUUCUACCUAGCUGAACUAGCCCUAGCUCUCGAUCACAUUCACAAUCUGGGGAUCAUCUACAGAGAUUUGAAACCUGAGAAUAUUCUCCUGGACUCCAACGGUCACAUGUCCCUAACAGACUUCGGCCUCAGUAAACAGCCCCUAGACGACACAAAGACCUACUCUUUCUGCGGAACAGUCGAGUACAUGGCCCCAGAGGUGGUAAAUCGUCAAGGACAUUCUUUCGCUGCUGACUGGUGGAGUUUUGGGGUUCUGAUGUUCGAGAUGUUGACAGGAGCCCUUCCCUUCCAAGGAGCCAAUCGAAAGGAAACCAUGACUCAGAUACUCAAAGCAAAACUAGGAAUGCCGUACAACAUAUCCCCAGAGGCCCAGGCCCUUCUGCGAGUCCUCUUCAAGAGAAAUCCAACGAACAGGCUAGGAUCCAAGGGAGUCGAUGAGAUCAAGAAUCAUGCCUUCUUCGCGUCCAUCGACUGGCAGGCACUCUACCAGAAGAAAGUCAAGCCCCCCUUCAAGCCAGCUGUCAGUGAAGAGGAUGAUGCUUUUUACUUUGACAGCGAAUUCACCUGCAAGACACCUAGAGACUCCCCAGGACUACCACCCAGUGCCACGGCUCACGAAUUGUUUCGGGGCUUCAGCUUCAUUGCACCGGGCCUCCUGGAGGACCACUCGAAACCACCGGAUUUGAGAAGUGUCGAGAGCAUCAGCAGUGUCUUUCCAACUUAUGUAAAUGCAGCUCCUAUAAGGGAGGAAUAUGAAUUCAAGGAGGAAAUAGGCAAAGGAAGUUACAGCACAGUGUACCGAGCAGUUCACAAAUCGACAAAGCUGGAGUACGCGAUAAAAAUGAUCGACAAAUGCAAGAGAGACCCAACAGAAGAGAUAGAGAUUCUCCUGAGGUACGGUAGACACCCCCACAUCGUGACCCUACGAUCUGUCCAUGAGGACGAACGUCGAGUCUACCUCAUCCUGGAGCUCCUCAAGGGUGGCGAGCUCCUUGAUCGCCUCCUAGAGAGGAGAAACUUCACAGAGAGAGAGGCUGCUGAGGUGACAUUCACGAUAGCCAAUGUCGUGAAUUAUCUGCACGAGAAUGGUGUCGUCCACAGGGACCUUAAACCCUCCAACAUUCUGUAUUCAAAGCCUGGCGGUGAUCCCGGCUCCUUGUGCAUCUGUGAUCUGGGCUUUGCCAAGCAAUUGAGAGCUGAGAAUGGAUUACUCAUGACCCCCUGUUACACAGCCAAUUUUGUGGCACCUGAAGUGCUCAAGAGACAGGGCUACGACGCCGCGUGUGAUAUCUGGUCCCUUGGGGUUUUACUCUAUAUCAUGCUCGCUGGGUACACACCAUUUCCUAAUAGCCCUGGUGACAGUGCCAGUGAUAUUCUUAAUAGGAUUGGGCCAGGAUAUGUGGAUCUGGACACUGGGGUCUGGAGCUGCAUUUCGGGAGAGGCGAAGGAGCUCGUGAGGAGAAUGCUGCAUAUUGAUCCGCACAGGAGGCCUACUGCUGCUGGUGUCUUGAGGAGUACUUGGAUCGUCAACAGGUCUAAUCUGCCGCAGAAAGUAUUACCUGGAGCUGGACGAGAUCCUCAUAGUUUAAAGACUGCAGUUGCCGCAACGUACAAAGCCAUGUCCAACAGUCCAGGUUUACCCCACAUCGGUCCUGUAGUGAUGUCAGACUUGGCACGUCGUAGAGUCCAGGCAAAGCCCACAGGAGUAACAAAACUCUAAUCAAAUACCAAAACAUUCUCCUGAUACUCUUGUACUCUUAGCCAUUUGAUCAAGUGCAUGAUUGACAUCGACCGACAGUGCAUUAGCCCAACAAUAACACGAGUUAUCAAGUCGUCCACUGGUGCCAACAUGUAAUUAACUCGAGACUAUUAAUUUGCCAGUAUUUAACCUAUCAGUCUCAGUUCGAUUAACCAAUUAAGUAGAUACAUUCCAAAUGUUUUUCAUCGAUUAAAAUUAGUCAUUGAGAUUAGGAAAAACAAUUUAAGUCCUCUCACCAAAGCCACUGAGGAUUGAAAAAAUGAGUAAUAAUUGUCGCUGAUGAAAUGUAAAUGGCACAGAGUGUUAAUUAAUUCUUGCAAUGUGAUUGUAUUUUUUUUAUCACUUAAAAAUCAUUAGAUGUUCGAUAAACAAAACAAAGUGUUUUAUAUAGGUCUUAAGGAGAUUUAAUUGUUGUUGAUGUCUGACAGAUUUUAAAACGGACAUAAUGAAAAUUUAUUCUAAAGAGAUAAUGUUAUAUAAAAUCUUCCAUAAUUAGGUGUUCGAUUGAUGGCACUAAAUGGUGUUGAGAAAGGGAAGAAUUGUCUUUCAUGGAUACACACAUACCUCGUUAGCUUCAUAUACAAGGCCUUGAAUUUUUUAUGAUAUUCAUUAGCUUUUUGGAAUUUUUGUGGAACUCUUAGUGUUUUGUACAUUGUCUCUGUGUCUAGUAGCAUUUUUGCAUUUUUAAAUGGAGCAAAUCAGGAGAUCGCGGAUUGAUUUCACAUUUGUUGAUGGAUUGGUGGGGGUCAAGGUGUUGUUCAAGUCAAUAUUGAUUGGAAAAAGGCAAUUCAGUAGUAAAGUGAUGAAGUUUCGUGAGACGCUUUUCAUAGAAAAUAAAAUUCUCCACGAGAAAUGUUUUUUUUGGUUCCGAACUGCACUAUUUAUCGAACUAAAGCUCAAUCCUUGAAAAUUAGGUCGGUUAGAGUCCACCAUUGUACUACUGAGUUAUCUUCAUGUGAAUCAUUGUGUGAAUUUUCCCGUUCAGAGUAUAAUUGUUCAAGUGUUGAUAGAGAAAAAUUUUAAUCUCAUUGUCAGAACAUGUAUUGCCAUAAUUAUAAGAAUAAUUCCCUUGAGAUAUUUUAAAAUAUAUUAUAGACUAUUUCUACGUUUCCUGUCAACGCUUACAAAGAUGAAUUUAUCCAAGAUUACCUGUAGUGAGAGAGAAGAAGCGAAGAAAGAAUAUACUUAACAUUAUCAAUUGGUA
Molecule: messenger RNA, 3850 nt
Organism: Diachasmimorpha longicaudata
Lineage: Eukaryota; Metazoa; Arthropoda; Insecta; Hymenoptera; Braconidae
Gene: S6kII
Product: Ribosomal protein S6 kinase II
Exons: 3
Coding region: 364-2607 (747 amino acids)
Biological process (GO): intracellular signal transduction; peptidyl-serine phosphorylation
Molecular function (GO): protein serine/threonine kinase activity; ATP binding; magnesium ion binding
Source: RefSeq, a predicted model, not a curated record